Molecule: messenger RNA, 1163 nt
Organism: Echinops telfairi (small Madagascar hedgehog)
Lineage: Eukaryota; Metazoa; Chordata; Mammalia; Afrosoricida; Tenrecidae
Gene: ROGDI
Product: rogdi atypical leucine zipper
Exons: 11
Coding region: 6-1007 (333 amino acids)
Cellular component (GO): RAVE complex
Source: RefSeq, a predicted model, not a curated record
CGGCGAUGGCGGCGACAGCGGCGGAGCGCGCGGUGCUGGAGGAGGAGUUCCGCUGGCUUCUGCACGACGAGGUGCACGCCGUGCUCCGGCAGCUCCAGGACAUCCUCAAGGUAACGCCUGCGGGGCCUCCAGCUGGCGCGGAGCCCGGGCCAACGCGCGCGGUGCGCACCCAAAAGGAGGCCUCUCUCCGCUUCACGCUGUCCAGCACAGGCACCGAGGGACCAGCCAAGCAAGAGAACUUUAUCCUGGGCAGCAGUGGCUCCGACCAGGUGAAGGGCGUGCUAACUCUUCAAGGGGAUGCAUUGAGCCAGGCGGACGUGAACCUGAAGAUGCCCCGGAACAACCAGCUGCUGCACUUUGCCUUCCGGGAGGACAAGCAGUGGAAGCUGCAGCAGAUCCAGGAUGCCCGGAACCACGUGAGCCAAGCCAUUUACCUCCUCACCAACCGGGAGGAAAGCUACCAGUUCAAGACGGGUGCCGAGGUCCUUAAGCUGAUGGACGCGGUGAUGCUGCAGCUGACUCGAGCACGGAACCGGCUCACCACCCCGGCCACGCUCACCCUGCCCGAGAUCUCGGCCAGCGGCCUCACGCGCAUGUUUGCCCCUGCCCUGCCCGCAGACCUGCUGGUGAACGUCUAUAUCAACCUCAACAAACUUUGCCUGACAGUCUACCAGCUACACCCCCUACCUCCCACCUCCACCAAGAACUUCCGCCCAGCUGGAGGUGCCGUGUUGCACAGCCCGGGGGCUAUGUUCUCUGCCAGCAGCUCAAGGACAAGAUUGCGGUCUUCUCCAGCUACGGGAGCUGCAGACCCUUCUGAGCAGAAUGCCUGGGAGCCUGCUCCACUGCACCCAGAUCCAACCAUCCACCCCUCAGCCCCGUGCGCCACUGAAACCAGGAGCCAGGGCACUGCCCACUAUUUAUUCCCCUUUGCCCCCGCCCUGGAGGGGUCAGGAGGCCCACAUUCCAAGCCCUGCCCUCCACAGGGACCUUUGGAGCCAGGGUGAGGCUGGCCAGCUCUCCUUUUCCUUUUCCUGCUGAGCUAUCCCCAGGGCCCAAGGUGGCUGUCCUCCAGCCACAGGGCUAGGGGGCUGAGCUGGACAGGUGGCCUGGCUACACGUCGAUGCCCAUGACCCCUGAGAAAUAAAGAGCAUUGGACUUUA